AUGUUACGCCCAAAGUUCAAAAUCUCUUCCUUCUUAAGCUCGCUAGCAACCCUCAUAACCACUCCAAUUAACCAUGUAAACGCGGCUUGCAUAGAAGUACCACAAGACUACGUUCCCGGAGAAUGCAGUGUCGCAGUCAUGUGGCACAAAAUAACCCUCUAUGAAAUCGAAUACCGAGAAAGUCGCGAGGGAAUGAUCACAGACUGGAUUUCAGCCAACAUACGGGACCCGCUAAAUAGGCAGAUCACAAAUAAUGUAUACGUAAACUGCAGGGGGUAUCCGGGAAUGGAGUGCGUAUUCAAUUCCGGUACGCCUCAACAGUUGGUGAUCAGUCCGCAACAUCGACGGGAAUAUUUACAGUUCUGGUUUGGAGACUUGGGAUGGAAUACUGAUCCUGAACCGAUGGCGGGUCCGACGUUCGUGGGAGAGGGUGCGAAGGAUAGGAGACCUUAUUGUGGGGUUUAUACGGAUUGGAAAUUACUUGAAUAUGAUGGUGAUGAUAAGAAGUCGUAUAAAGAUGAUCCUGACCGCACUGUGAAUACUAUUCAUUUCCAUCAAACCAUAUCAAUGUGCGCCACCUCCAAAUGCAACGACAGUGACAGCGACAAUGACAAAAACAAAAACGAAAUUAUAUACUUCAUUGAAGACGGAGACGAAAUUAUAUACUUCAUUGAAGACGGAGACGAAAUUGUAUACUUCGUUGAAGAUAGAAACUAG
Messenger RNA from Orbilia oligospora ATCC 24927, 717 nucleotides. RefSeq lists its product as uncharacterized. Lineage: Eukaryota; Fungi; Ascomycota; Orbiliomycetes; Orbiliales; Orbiliaceae. The record is from RefSeq and is a predicted model, not a curated record. Bases 1 to 717 code for a protein of 238 amino acids. The transcript is spliced from 2 exons.